Telopea speciosissima is the source of this 996-nucleotide messenger RNA. RefSeq lists its product as uncharacterized. Gene Ontology annotation, cellular component: chloroplast. Gene Ontology annotation, biological process: chloroplast organization; regulation of DNA-templated transcription. Lineage: Eukaryota; Viridiplantae; Streptophyta; Magnoliopsida; Proteales; Proteaceae. The record is from RefSeq and is a predicted model, not a curated record. Bases 1 to 996 code for a protein of 331 amino acids. The transcript has a single exon. Gene Ontology annotation, molecular function: double-stranded DNA binding.
AUGUUUAGUUUCCUCUUCAAUAGAGUCCCAAUAGGGACAACUUUUAGAAGAGAUUCAACUGCACAGCUGGGUUUUCUUCUGCAAAACCCUUCAUCUCUCAAAUACAUCUCCUCAAAAGCCUUAAGAAAUCAGAACCCUUUCGUGGUCUCUUACCUCAUCCGCUCAUGUGGGUUCUCACCAGCAGCUGCCAUCUCUGCAUCCAAGAAAGUUGAUUUUGAAUCCUCGGAUAAACCCGACUCGGUUCUUGCCCUCUUUAGAAACCAUGGAUUCACAGAAGCCCAGAUUUCCAGUAUCAUUAGAAAGUGUCCAUUAUUGCUCGUUACCAGUCCUACAAAGAACCUUCUCCCUAAACUUGAGUUCUUCCUUUCGAUGGGCGUUCCGAGCCCUGACAUUGCCAAAAUCCUCUCCAAAGAUCCAAAUUUUAUGCGCUCUAGCUUAGAAAAUAAAAUCAUCCCUGCUUUUAAUUUCUUCAAGAGUUCAGUAGGGACUGUAGAGAAAUUUGUGAUUUGUCUAAGCUGGGCAACUCGUUUCAUCAGGUUUGAUAUACAGAAAAUGGCUCGAAAUAUUGCAAUCUUGAGAGAAAAUGGAGUACCGGAGUCUAAUAUCGUGAGUAUACUAACCUACCGUCCCGGCACUGUGACACCUAAAAAUGACCGGUUCAAACAGAUAGUUGAGGAGAUUAAGCAAAUGGGUUUCGACCUCUCAAAAUCUUUUUUUGUAACUACUCUCCAUGUGUUAACAUCAGUGAAAAAAUCAACAUGGGAGCAGAAGUUGGAGGCUUAUCGAAAGUGGGGUUUUUCUGAGAAUGAGAUUCUCAUGGUAUUUAGGAGGUACCCUUGGAUUAUGAUUAUUUCUGAGAAGAAGAUAAUGAGCCAUAUGGAUUUCUUUGUUAACAAAAUGGGUUGGGAACGAGCUGUUCUCAUUUCGUACCCGCAACUUCUUGGGCAUAGCUUGGAGAAGAGGAUUCUUCCAAGGUGUUCAGUUUACAAGUACUGA